This is a messenger RNA of Pseudozyma flocculosa PF-1, 1857 nucleotides long. RefSeq lists its product as uncharacterized. The coding region runs from base 1 to 1857 and encodes 618 amino acids. The transcript is spliced from 3 exons. Lineage: Eukaryota; Fungi; Basidiomycota; Ustilaginomycetes; Ustilaginales; Ustilaginaceae. Gene Ontology annotation, cellular component: high-affinity iron permease complex. Gene Ontology annotation, molecular function: ferroxidase activity; copper ion binding. Gene Ontology annotation, biological process: cellular response to iron ion starvation; reductive iron assimilation. The record is from RefSeq and is a predicted model, not a curated record.
AUGCUGCUAUCAAGAAGUGGCCUCGUGGCCGCCUCGUCGCUCCUCUGGACGACGCUGGCCAGCGCAGCGACCGUCGAGCACGAUUGGUCCAUCUCGUGGCUGCACGACCACAACCCCGACGGCCUCCUCUCACGAAGCGUCAUCGGCGUCAACGGGCAGUGGCCGCCGCCCAUCCUCAACGUCAAUGCCUCGGACGUGCUGCGCGUCACGGCGCGCAACAACCUCCAGACCGGGGUGGGCGCCUCGCUCCACUCGCAUGGCAUGUUCUUCAACAACACAAAUUACUACGACGGAGCCGUCGGCAUCACCCAGUGUCCCAUCGGGCCGGGGGCCGAGAUGACCUACGAGAUCCUCAACUCGGCCAGGGCCAGUGAGGGGCGCCGGAGGCAAUACGGGACCUUCUGGAUCCACGCGCACAACAACGACCAGUACACCGACGGCCUCAAGGCGCCUCUCAUUAUCCACCCGGACCGGCCCGAGGAGAAGCGGUACUCGUACGACGACGACUACACCGUCAUCCUCUCGGACUGGUACCACCGCAACUACACCGACCUGGUCAAGGACGAGUUCAUGAAUAAGAAGAAUCCGACGGGCGCCGAGCCGGUGCCCAAGUCGGGCCUGAUGUACUUUGCCCACACGUCCAACAAGACGAGCGAGGCCACCUACCUCGAUGGCUUCAACGACAAGGCCACGCUGCCCUUUGAGGCCGGCAAGACGUACCGCCUGCGUGUCAUUAACAUGUCGGCGCUUGCCGCCUUCUACUUCUACCUGGGCGGCCACGACAUGCAGAUCAUCGAGGUCGAAGGCGUCGACGUCGAGCCGUACCCGGUCGACAUGCUGACGCUCUCGGUGGCCCAGCGCUUCUCGGUCCUGGUCAAGGCGCGCAGCGACGCGACGCCCCAGAACUGGAAGAUCCACGCCGACAUGGACGCCGACAUGUUUGACGUCGUGCCCGACGACCUCCAGCUCAACGUCACCUCGACCCUGUCCUACUCUGGCGCCGCGCCGGGCGCGUUUGGAGAGGACAAGGUGCUCGACGAGUACGCCUACUUUGACGACACCCUCCUCGUCCCCGCCGAGGCCGAGUCGAUGGGCGCCCCGGACCUCGAGCACGAGUUCGACGUCGUGUUCGACACGUAUGCCGACGGCGAGAACUACGCAGCGAUGAACAAGAUCUCGUUCGUCUUCCCCAAGACGCCGUCGAUGCUGACGGCCAUGUCGAUGCCGGAGACGGAUCCGGCCAUCAUCUACGGGCCCAACAGCAACGCCGUCGUGCUGCCGCACCUCAGCACGGUUCGCGUGACAAUUGUCAACCAGGAUGCGGGCAAGCACCCGUUCCACCUGCACGGCCACCACUUCCAGGUGGUGCACAAGUCGCAGGACAUUACCUCGGCCGAUCCGGCCAUCAACCCGCCGUUCAACGCGAGCCAGGUCAACCCGAUGCGCCGCGACACGAUCAUGGUGCCCCCCGGCGGCAGCGCGACGCUGCAGUUUGUCGCCGACAACCCGGGCGCGUGGUUCUUCCACUGCCACAUUGACCCGCACCUCGUCUCUGGCCUCGCCUCAGUCUUUAUCGAGGCUCCGGACGUGAUGCAGCAGCGGCUGCAGCUGCCCGGCGGCACGAUUGAGCGGUGCCAGGCCGCCGGACUGCCCACGGGCGGCAACGCGGCGGGCAUCCGCUCCACGACCGACUUUUCGGGCCUCCAGAAGGGACCCAAGGAGCUCGAGACGGGGUGGACGCCGAGGGCCGUGGGCGCGUUUACGGGGUGCAUCAUCACUGCGCUCGUGGGCCUGGCGAGCGUCGUCAUCUACGGGUGGAACGACGAACAGGAAGACGAGGACGAGGACGAUAGGUGA